This is a messenger RNA of Aspergillus puulaauensis, 2565 nucleotides long. RefSeq names its product Sad1/UNC domain protein. Lineage: Eukaryota; Fungi; Ascomycota; Eurotiomycetes; Eurotiales; Aspergillaceae. The transcript has a single exon. The coding region runs from base 1 to 2565 and encodes 854 amino acids. Gene Ontology annotation, biological process: protein folding in endoplasmic reticulum. The record is from RefSeq and is a predicted model, not a curated record. Gene Ontology annotation, cellular component: membrane; cytoplasm.
AUGUUGGUACCCCGGUGGAUCACGACAUACUGGGCCUCUUGGGCUAUUUGUAUGUUGGCAUGGAUCCUGGAAACCGGUGGUGAGACCACACUACAACAACAACAACAGCCAAUAUGUCUCGCGAGGGAUUGGAGAGAAGCCGAAGCCAGCGUUUUGCAGUGGCCGACCUGCAUCGAGACGCAAUGGGAUCGCAGGAGGAACGGUGAACUACUCGCGCCAACGCCGACACCGCAAAAUCAGGAUCCUGCAAAAGUCACACCAGAAUCGGGUUCGGCCACAGUGUCGGUGGAGACAGGCUCAGCGGUAUCACCACCAGGGCGAGAAACAGAGCAGGAACUCGACACCGACUCGCCACUCGAUAACGUGAACUUUCUCUCCUUCGAAGACUGGAAAAAACAAAAUCUGGCCAAGGCAGGGCAGUCGGCGGAGAAUAUCGGUGGGAACCGGCGGGCUGGGACCGCUGAGAAGGACCGACGAAUGCCGACGGGGAUAAAUAAUGCACUGGAUUCUCUUGGAGAUGAUGCAGAGAUUGAACUUGAUUUUGUCGGGUUCGGGACUGAUGCGUCGGAGGCUGCGAAGACUGCUUCAGCCUGGGGGACGCAAGUCCAUUCGGGCGCAGGUGAUGGCGCGCCAAUACCUUCAGAUACGGCCCGUCAAGUAGGCGUUGAUGUGUCAGAACAGGGCGUCCCUCAUGCGGCCGGUGAGCGCUCGAAGGAUGCUGGAACUACCUGCAAGGAGCGGUUCAACUACGCGUCCUUUGACUGUGCUGCGACAGUACUGAAGACGAAUCCCCAGGCACAAGGGUCGUCAUCUGUAUUGAUCGAGAACAAAGACAGCUACAUGCUGAAUGAGUGUCGUGCUGAUAAUAAAUUCCUGAUUCUGGAGAUGUGCGAUGACAUCUUGGUCGACACUGUCGUCCUCGCCAACUACGAAUUCUUCAGCUCGAUUUUCCAUACUUUUCGGGUCAGUGUCGCGGACCGGUACCCUGCGAAGCCGGACCAGUGGAAAGAACUGGGGAUUUACGAAGCGAGGAAUACUCGUGAGAUCCAAGCUUUCGCUGUUGAGAACCCACUCAUUUGGGCGCGUUAUCUAAGGAUCGAGUUUCUAACGCAUUACGGCAACGAGUUUUACUGCCCGCUGAGUCUUAUCCGCGUUCAUGGGACGACAAUGUUGGAGGAGUAUAAACAUGAUGGAGAAGCUAGAGCGGAGGAAGACGUGUCACAAGAGCUCCUGGAGCUGGCCCAGAAGCCACAGAAUGCUUUGGAGACUGACACGCCGCCGCCUGAAUCACCCAAUGCCCUCGCGGAUGCUGCUGAAAAGCACACUCCCAAAACCUGUCCGAAUCCUGCGACACCAGUUGAACUGAUGUUACUGGGUUUGGCUGAUUUACACACGUCUGAUAUCCAGGAUUCUCCGAAAGAAGCUCCCGCAUCUGAGGGCAGCAUUGCUCCGACCUCCGGCCAAGUCGCGCCGAGUAGUCCAGCGACCCCUCCGGCUGGUGACAGUGCCAGUGCAGUCCCAUCUGAUACUGGGGAUUCUAAAGACCAAGGCGCCCCCGGUACAAGUACCCAAGCCUCCAUGAAUACUACCUCUACUGCUGUUUCAUCAGAUGCAGCCCCUCAAAAUGCGACCUCUGAUGUGGAUACCCGCUCUACUGGUGCCUCCAAAGACGAACAGAGCGCCGAGUCGACGCGAGUAAGUACAACGCAGCCGCCGUCGGCCAACCCAACGACGCAGGAGUCCUUCUUCAAAUCGGUCAACAAGCGUUUGCAAAUGCUGGAGACAAAUUCAAGUCUGUCCUUACAAUACAUUGAGGAGCAGUCUCGGAUCCUGCGUGAUGCAUUUAACAAAGUCGAAAAACGACAGCUAUCUAAGACAUCUACGUUCCUGGAGAACCUGAAUGUCACGGUGGUGAAUGAACUGAAGCAGUUCCGUGAGCAAUACGACCAUGCAUGGAGGAGCGUGGCGCUGGAGUUCGAGCACCAACGAAUCCAGUACCACACCGAGAUUCACUCACUGAGCACUCAGUUAGGGGUGCUCGCAGAUGAGCUGGUGUUCCAGAAGCGGGUAGCCGUGGUCCAGAGCAUCGUGGUGCUUCUCUGUUUCGGCCUUGUGCUCUUUACUCAUGGCGCAGCCGGCGGCUACAUUGACCUUCCACGCGUCCAGAACAUGGUUUCCCGCUCAUACAGUCUACGAUCGUCCUCCCCUAUGUUUGGAUUUAGGUCGCUACCGGGAAGCCCGGGUUCGACCCGUCCCACAUCAUCCUACCACACGACGGGUCACCGUCGGCAGAUCUCAGAUGAGUCACAGGGCGGGUCAUUCAACCCAGCCGUUGCAUAUGCACCUCCCACUCCAACUUCGGAUGAUGACUCCGGAUUGGGUCAGGAUGUGCGCGGGCCUAGCCCGUCAGUGUCGGCAGAUCCUCGGUCUGUAUCGGAUGUUGUGCUCCCUUUGCUCAGAUCUAACAGUAGCCCGCCAGAUUUGAAUGGGGAGAAUGAAGGAGAUGGCGAGGGAAAGUCUGAUAGCCUGGAAUCUGACUCGGAAUGUUCUAGCUCUGGGUUAUGA